AUGACAUAUAACGUGACUCGCGAGAAUAAGGCUCUACUUGAACGUCACCGCAACGCGCCUCCUUCGCUCUCUGUGCAGCUGCACCAUGAUCACUGGACAUUGAACUCUGGAUCCAAGUUCCUGUAUACUAGUCCUGCGGCUGCUUUCUUGGACGAUAUUCGCGCGUAUAGGAUCCCCGUGGAUCUACUACCGCUGAUUGAUUCUGCCGGCGUUCCCUUCUACGAAGGAUGUCUUGUUGUGGAGUUACAGGACUUCCGCGAACCACCCUCCAAUAAAGAUAAGAAAGGCGACGAAGUCAAGGUCAAGACUGAAGGUGGUCCUGUGUCCUCGCGUGUUGUACUUCGGUCAAACUCAGAGUCCUCGUGGGCGGAUCUGCGGUUACUCAAUGACAAGCUUGAUAAUAAGUGGACGGAUCAAGAGGCACUGGAAGUAGAGGCGAAAAUCCUAGUGGCCACCGCUCCUCCAUUGUGUUUGAACCCGGACCCGAAUCUUGGGCGGAUGGCGAAUACUAUGCAACGAGUCUCUACACCACGUACUCCACCACCCUUACGGCCGCAGAAACGGAAGCUCGAGGCGACCGAAGCGGAUGAACGCGCCGCUGCCCGGAAGGUCAAAAUUGCGCAAUACAUGGACCCCACGAGAACCCGCACCAACAAACCGAGUCAACACUUCUGGGACACCAUCGCCCGUAUCCGUGCCGAAGCUAAAACACGGAAAGAUCAAUCCGAUCAGCAGCCUGCUACCGAGGGCGAUGCAGCGGGGGUAGCCACCGAACAGAUGUCGCCGCCUCAGCCUCCAGCUACGCCUGCGCACAUCGGGGCCGACCCAGUACAAAACUCGACGCCUGUUAAGUCGGAAGCAGCACGCUCUGAAACGGGCACUCCCGCGCCAGCCCCUUUACCACCAACGCGCGCUACCCCCCAAGCUGCAGCCGCUGCCGCACUCCAAGCGGCGAAUCGUCAGAACACGCCUCGGCCUGGGUCUACUGUACAGAACCCUGCGGCGGCUGCAUACGCUGCUGCACAGGCUCAACAGGCCGCUGCAGCUGUACAAGCCGUUCAUGCAGCCGCUAUAUCCCGCCCCGCUACGCAAGCACCCCCGGCGGCGGCGGGAGCCACGCCCGCCUUCGACAUGCCUAAAUUAACCCCUCAACAGGUGCACCAGCUUCAAGCGGCUGCGCGCCAACAGCUUUCCAUGCGAUACAAUGCGAGAUUGCCUCAAUUUCGCCUCUUGUUGGAGAAGAAGAGUAGUGGCCAGACUUUGAAUCAGGAAGAAAACCAAGUGCUUGACUUCUGUAAUCGUUGGCAGAGGGCGGAGAGUAUUCUGACGGAUGCGGGUAAGAGCGGGGACCCGGCGCAAAUUGCCGACGCGCAGAAGCAGUGCCAGCUGCUUAUUGGAAACCAUGUAAAUGCCCAGAUGAAGACAAUCUUGUUGACACAAAUGGCGAGGAAACAGGCACUGGCGCAAGGACAGGGUCAAGGAGGACAGAAACAGGCGCAAGGAGCGCAGGCGCAUGGUGGGCAGACGCCGGCCCCGGCGCCUCCUGCUCAGCCUGUCGCACCCCCUCCCGCUCCGACUCCUGCACCAUCAGCCACGCCUGUCAUGGCGCAUCCUCAGGCGCCACAGGCCCAUCCCCAGCCAAAUCAAGCACAGUUGCUUCAAGCUCACGCGGCGCACUUGGCCGCUGCUCAGAUGGCCGUGCAGGCUCAGGCCGCGCAGGCUCAUGCACACGCGCCGACGCAACCUCCUCAGCCUCUAACAAACGCUCAGCAGCAGCAGCAAUGGGCCUAUGUGCGCUCGUUGCAACAGCAACAACAGCAUCAGCAUCAACAGGCGGUCCAAGCCCAAGCCCACCUCCUCGCCGCUCAGAACCACGCUGGCACACCAGCACAGGCGCACGCACAGCUACCCAACGCUGGCGGUAUGGCGCCGAGCCCUAUGUUUGCGGCCGCGCGGCCGGCGGCACAACCUGGCGCGUCGCAGAGACUCGACCCGUCACAAGCGACAGAGGUUGUAAUAGAUAGACUGAUAGAAGGCUUCUCUAUCCUUGUUGGAGGCGCCGCAUCUAGACAAAAUUUCCAUACAGUCUGCAAAGACAUGCCCGCUCUCGCCGCUGCCCCCGCACCCUCUGCAGCCGACCUCAAGGCGACGCCGAGCCCCGCCGUCGAGGGCCUUCUCGUCGCCGAUAAGGCCGCCCGCGCAUCUGCUGUCGAGAGCUUUGUUGCCCUCGUCGAAAAGGACGGCCCCGCUGCCAUCAAGUCCAGCAACUUCACCGCCGGCGUCAUCAAGGCUCUCGGCGACAAGAAGUCGCCCGCCGCACGUGAGGCCGCCGCGGAUGCCGUCCGCGCCAUCUCCGAGUCCUCCGCCGUCAAGUCGCUCGAGCCGUUCUUCAUCGACUCUGGCGUCUACGCCGCUCUCCUCGACGGCUUUGCCGACAAGACCCCCGCCGCACGCACUGCCGCAGUCGCCGCUGUCAAGGCCUUCGUGAAGAACUCGAACCCAUGGGCAGCUGGCCUUGUGCUUCCCGCUCUCUUGCACGAGAUCCAGACGGCUGGCAAGUGGCAGAUCAAGACGGGCUCGCUCGAAAUUCUCGACCAGCUCGUUGCCUCGGCCGCUGCUCAGAUCGCCAAGCUCACGCCCGAGAUCGUACCCAUCCUCGCCGACGCUAUCUGGGACACUAAGGCCGACGUCAAGAAGGCUGCCCGUGCUUCGCUCACGAAGGUCACAUCGCUCGUCUCCAACAAGGAUAUCGAGAAGUUCAUUCCCGCGCUCAUCAAUGCGCUCAUCAACCCGGUCGAGGAGGUCCCCAAGACCAUCCAGCUGCUCUCGGCCACCACAUUCGUUUCCGAAGUAGACUCCCCGACACUCUCGCUCAUGGUCCCGCUUCUCUCUCGUGGUCUUUCCGAGAAGCUCACCGCGACGAAGCGCAAGGUCGCUGUUAUCGUCGACAACAUGGCCAAGCUCGUCGACUCGCACAUCACCGUCCGCCCCUUCAUUCCCAAGCUCCUCCCUGGUCUCCUCAAGGUUGAGCAAACCAUCGGUGACCCCGAGGCCCGCUCCGUCGUUGGCCGCGCUAUCGCCACCCUCCGCCAGGUCGGCCAGAUCCCCGACGACCAGGACGGCACGGACCUUCCCCACCUCAAGGUCGCCACCGAGCAGCAGCUCGCUCACUCGCUCAUUGAGAUCUACAAGAAGGCUGGUGGUAACCCCAUUCCGUCGGUCGCUGACGAUGUCACGAUCUACGUCUCCCGCCUUGCUACCAACGCCACCAACCAGAAGAACUUCGACGUUCCGGAGUGGGAUACCUUCGCGCCCUACCUCGCCUUCCUCUCUGCUGUUCCCGAGCCCAUCACCGUCGCUCGCGAGUGGGUUGUCAAGUCCGCUACCGAGGACGCCGAUGUCGGCGAGGUUCUCGACGAUGAGGAGGAGGGUGAGGAUCUGUGCAACUGCCAGUUCUCGCUCGCCUACGGUGCCAAGAUCCUGCUCAAUACCGCAACGCUCCGUCUCAAGCGUGGCCACCGCUACGGUCUUUGCGGCAAGAACGGUACCGGAAAGUCGACGCUCAUGCGUGCCAUCACCAACGGCCAGGUCGAGGGCUUCCCGUCGCCCGACGAGGUCCGGACGUUCUACGUCGAGCACGACAUCGACGGUUCCGAGGAGGACACCUCUGUUCUUGAGUUCAUUCUCCAGGACAAGCGUGUCAUCGUUUCCAAGGAGGAGAUCGUCGAGACGCUUGCCUCCGUCGGCUUCACUGACGAGCGCCAGAAGCACGCCAUUGGCUCGCUCUCCGGUGGUUGGAAGAUGAAGCUCGCGCUUGCCCGCGCCAUGCUCUUCAAGGCCGACAUUCUCCUUCUCGACGAGCCGACGAACCACUUGGACGUCGUCAACGUCGCUUGGCUCGAGAACUAUCUCACCGGCCUCUCCCACUGCACGUCUAUCAUCGUCUCGCACGACUCUGGCUUCCUCAACAACACCAUCACCGACGUCCUCCAUCUCAACCGCUUCAAGCUCCGCCGCUACCGUGGUAACCUCGAGGCGUUCGUCAAGGCCGUUCCUGAGGCCAAGUCGUACUACACUCUCGAGGCCGCCGAGGACUACAAGUUCAAGCUCCCCGACCCGCCGUUCCUCGAUGGUGUCAAGACGAAGGAGAAGGCUCUGCUCAAGAUGCGCAAGGUUGGCUUCCAGUACCCCACGCAGCCCGUCCAGCAGCUCUACGACAUCUCGCUCCAAGUCUCGCUCUCGUCCCGUGUCGCCGUUCUCGGGCCCAACGGUUCCGGAAAGUCGACGCUCGUCAAGCUCCUUACCGGCGAGAUGGAGCCCAACAAGGGUGGUGAGGUCUGGAAGCACCCUAACCUCGUCAUCGGUUACGUCGCUCAGCACGCCUUCCACCACAUCGACCAGCAUCUCGACAAGACGCCGCUCGAGUACAUGCUGUGGCGUUACCAGACUGGUGAGGAUCUCGAGGAGAUGAUGAAGGCCAACCGCCAGAUCUCCGAGGAGGAGCAGCAGAAGAUGAAGGAGGGCGCGAACGUCGUCGUCGAGGGCCAGAAGCGUGUCAUCGACGAGAUCGUUGCUCGUAAGAAGCUCAAGCAGUCUUACGAGUACGAGAUCACGUUCAAGGGCAUGUCCUCGUCCGAGAAUAUCUGGAUGCCGCGUGACGAGCUCAUCAAGCGCGGCUUCGAGAAGAAGGUCCUCGAGGUCGACACCCGUGAGGCGCAGCGCCUUGGUCUGCUCCGCCCGCUCGUUCGUCGCGAGAUCGAGAAGCACAUGGCCGACUUCGGUCUCGAGCCCGAGUUCGUCUCGCACAAUACCAUGCGUGGUCUCUCCGGUGGUCAGAAGGUCAAGAUCGUGCUCGGUGCCGCGACGUGGCGCCGCCCGCACAUCAUCUGCCUGGACGAGCCGACCAACUACCUCGACCGUGAGUCGCUCGCUGCGCUCAUCGAGGCGCUCAAGACCUUCGAGGGUGGUGUCCUCGUCAUCACGCACAACCGUGACUUCUCCGAGUCCAUCUGCACGGAAGUCUGGGCUAUGCGCGACGGCCACCUCGAGGCGUCCGGCCACAACUGGGUUGAGGGCCAGGGCUCCGGUGCGCGUCUUGACACCAAGGCGGGUGAGGAGGAGGACCAGUACGACGCCAUGGGUAACAAGAUCGACAAGGCGAAGAAGGCGAAGAAGUUGACGUCUGCGGAGGCACGUAAGGCGAAGAAGGACAGGAUGGCGAGGAGGAAGAGGGGCGAGGAGGUGUUCACUGAUGAGGAGCUGUAA
Molecule: messenger RNA, 5265 nt
Organism: Peniophora sp. CBMAI 1063
Lineage: Eukaryota; Fungi; Basidiomycota; Agaricomycetes; Russulales; Peniophoraceae
Source: the annotation of a GenBank genome assembly